Messenger RNA from Rhopilema esculentum, 3734 nucleotides. The record is from RefSeq and is a predicted model, not a curated record. NCBI's taxonomy places the organism in Eukaryota, Metazoa, Cnidaria, Scyphozoa, Rhizostomeae, Rhizostomatidae.
GGGAGACAAAGCCAAAUAUGCAUGUGAUAAUGAAGUAAAGAAUUUAUGCUUCAGGUUUAAUAAAGCAUGACAAGCAUCAUAAUAACAUAAGGUAAAAAUUAAUGAAUCUGAAUUUUUCACAAGGAAAUAAAGGCAGAAGAAAUACAAAACCUGUUAUUUUUCAACUAUCUUCUGAAAAUAAGGUACAUUAUAGGCACAGAAUAUUUUUAAUAAGGCUAUCCAGUGACAAGAAACUAGUUAUUGAAUGACGGAAUUUAAAUUUGGCUUCUUUGUAGAUAGAGCAUGAUUCACCAUGAACUACUGGUUAAAGUAUUAUAUUUUUGCCAGUUGUCAAGAAAUAGAUGAUAAAGAGAUGAUAAGCAAUUACAAAGUUACAUUUUAUACCAUUAAGUAUAUCAACAUCAUGUGGUGCAUACAUACCAGAAGGCACUGCCUGACAAGAAUCACUAUGCAAAAGAUUAAGAGAUAGCCCCCAAUACAAAUGGCCACAAUUGCAACAACUGGAAAUGAUUCAUUUGCUGUAACUAUUGCACCUGUUGUUGGCUGAAAUAUAAGAGAGGAAUUUUACAGAAAAGCAAAAAUGCUAAGGCAUAACAAAGGGCAUUCUGCUAUGCAGGUUUCAGCUAGGCAGGCCAUCCUGGUCAAGUAGGCUUGCUUAAUGUGGAAAUGUUGCAUAAAACACCCCUUCAUAAAAUAGCAAAGAAAAAAGCUAGGCAAGCAAGGAAGCAAGCAUGCGAGAAGGAACAGACAACCAGACAGGCAUACACAUCAGAAGGAAACAGGCAAGCAGGCAAGCAGGCAAGCAGGCAAGCAAACAAGUUGGAAGCAAACAAGUGGGAAGUGAACAAGUGGAGAGCAAGCAAGUGGACAAACAAGCAAGCAAAAAACAAAUCAAACAAGAGUUUAUGGCUAUAGUAGUCUUACAACUUGUGCCCUCUCCUUCUCUAGAUGAAUAUUCUAAAGCAAUUACCCUGGGUACUAACCACUAAAGGAUGGACAGCUAGUUGGCAGUAGGUCAGACUUUAAAGUUUGGUCUUUGCUGAGAACAUGUUCCCCAUGUAACAACUUUCCUCUUCAUUUUGCCUGUGCAUUGUUAAGAAUUUGCAUGAAGUCUGUGCAUAAUAAUUGUUUUCUGGUUAUGUUACCUAAGAUCAUCCUACCAUUUUUUGCUUUUUGCUUCUGAUAACAAGAAAAAACCAAGAAAAAGAUUAUUUCCAAUGUCUUUGCUACAACAUUCGUACACGAUCUUUCAUGGAACUUUCAUUAUAUGAAAAUUUGAAUUUUAUGGUUCUGGCAUUCCCUGUGCAGAAAAAAUAGCUUUACAGUCUGGGCAGCGGGCAUAAUGAAUAUAAUAACUUAGUAGGGGACCUAAAAAUGCACACAGUACUAUGAGUCUAGUUUGCAUCCCUUUAUUUUCUUUGGUAGUAAUUUCAAAAGUGUUUGAGGUGCAUUAGUCCGGAGAAAAAAAUAUUUGAAGAAAGAACAGGCCUUGCCCGGAAAGGCGCUCGAUCGAGCGCGCGCGCCUAGAGCGCACCCAAAAAAAGCCUUGGAGAGCGAUUUAUAGAGCCCCUCAAAACGUAAAAACAAUAUUAACACGGAGCAAAAUAAAUUUUUGGAAUUUGUUGAAUCAACUUGAUCAAGCAUAAACAAUCUUCCCAACAGACCGCAAUAUUAUGAUUUGCGUAAGAUUACCCCUUGAGAAAAAAUUCAGCAAAUUCAACGUUGGGUUUUCAAUAUCAUUUUUUUUCUAAUAACCCUCUAAUAACCAUCGAGGACACAGGCCAUCAAGCGUAUUCUCCGGCAGAUUUAUUUGAUUUUCGAGCAAGCGUUAAUCUUCUAUUGAGGUAUAUAUUAUUUUCAGUUUUUUUAAUAACUUAAAAGCGCCUGUGCAAAUCAGCGAUCACGUUUCCGUCCAAAUUAUCGCAUUGCUUUUCAUUUGCUUUUGCAAGUAGUAGAUGUUCUAGCGUUUCUUAUAGAAUGGAUAACAUGAAAAAAGGAAACAAAGUUAAAUGUUCGAUUUAAAGCCAUGCGCUUUGAUGAAGCAAUAUGUGAAGCUGAACAUAACAGUAGUGAUACUGACACUGAUAAAAGCUCAUCAAUGAUGGCAACUUACAUAUCUAGAAAAAUCUGAACAAUUUUGCGAUUUUGUUUUAUUAUAUUUCUAUAUUUAUAUUAACAUAGUGUUUGUUGCAUGUUUUGUUAUUUCAUAUUAUGGUGCUUUCUGGUAUCACCGUUGAAUUUCAUAUUUAACAUUCUUCCGAAGCUUUCAAUAUGAAGCUCUCGAUCUCCUAAAGCUCUCGAAGGAUGCUCUCAAGGAAAUUUACUUAGAGGUGCGAAAUAGAGCGCCUAGAGUUUCUAAGGGGCUCUUUUUAUGGAGCACCUUCAUUUUACUUAGAGCAAGGCCUGAAAGAAAAUGCUGAGUGCUACACCCCUUGGCAACACUUGCAGAAUCUGCUAAAAAUCAGUUUCUGCUAAAAAUCUCAGUUUAUAUCUGAAAUGAACUAAGAUUUUUAGCAGAAACUAAUAAGGCUGCAUGCUGUACCUUGUAGAUUCUUUAGUUAGACAUGCUGGUUUAAGCAGGGCUCGUAGUUCGUUUAAAUCGGUUUUGAUGAAUUGGUUCUAGGCCAGCCUUGAAUUUAGUCGCGGAGGCUUUGACCUGGACCACUCUUAAAGCAUAUGAACAGCUCUUACGAUAAAAAAUUGUCAUAAUUUUAUUCAUAUUGUAAGCAACACUCGAUCGAUUGCGCUUCACAAAGCAGUUCAUUUGUUGACUGUGGUGUUUGAUGAACACUUACAAUUAAUGUUGGCGCCAUGAUGAAAAUUUACAUUCGCACGGUCCAUAACACUUUGAAUAAAUAUAACAUCACGCUGGACAAAAACCUGUUCUGCAGCAAAUCAACGAUAUUCUUGGCUUUUAAAUUCCAGUACCCUGAUGCCAAAAACAACUCAAACUUGAUGCAUUGCAGCAUUGUGGAGCCAUAGCAAUAGCAAUAGCUACUUGCAAUUCGAAGUCUCCUUCUGAGACCGAGUUUGAAAGACGAUCUCAAGAAAAGAUGGCGGCAACAACAAAUUUGACAACAACGCUUUGCAAGUCCUUCAAAUACCCGAUUAUUGUAAUUCUUGGAAGUACUGGAGUAGGAAAAACAAAGCUAAGUAUAGAACUUGCUAAAAAAGUUGAUGGGGAGAUAAUAAGUGCAGAUUCCAUGCAGGUUUACAAAGGUUUAGACGUUGUCACUGCUAAAGCUACCCAGGCAGAGAGAGCAGAAAUCAAACACCAUAUGAUCGAUAUGGUAAACCCACUAGACAGUUUUAGCGUUGUAGAGUUUCGAAAUAUGGCCUUGCCAAUCAUCAGUGACAUAUCGUCAAAAGGAAAAGUGCCAAUCAUUGUUGGUGGAACAAACUAUUACAUCGAAUCUCUUUUAUGGAACAUUUUGGUUACGGAGGAUUCAGGGAACCAAAAAACAUUAGCCAGCGAUUUGGAAGACACUUCUCCAAAUCUCUCCAAAAUUGACUUUGAAGUUUUGAAAGACCAGUCAAUUUACAAGUUUCUUCAAAGUAUUGAUCCUGUUGCUGCAUCCAAAGUUCAUCCAAAUGACAGUAGGAAAGUGAAAAGAAAACUGGAAAUAUGGAAGGCAACUGGAAAAAAGCCAAGUGAUGUAAUUGUUGAACAACAGUCUUUAGAUGGAGGCGACCAUCUUGGAGGGCCUUUGAGGUUCACAAAUUCACUUGUUUUC